Molecule: messenger RNA, 942 nt
Organism: Penicillium longicatenatum
Lineage: Eukaryota; Fungi; Ascomycota; Eurotiomycetes; Eurotiales; Aspergillaceae
Product: ankyrin repeat domain-containing protein
Exons: 2
Coding region: 1-942 (313 amino acids)
Molecular function (GO): protein binding
Source: RefSeq, a predicted model, not a curated record
AUGUUAGAUCAUCUAAGUCCCAGGCUCCAGCGGUUUUCCGCAAAUGACCCUGCACAUGUGUUUUAUAAGGAAUUUCUGGAAAGUUGCCAGCGAGGAGAUGUUGCCCAAGUUCAGCAGUGCCUUGCCCAACAAACUCAGCGCGGCCGUGAAUGGGUAGAUUCUGGUAGGGAAAGGAAUGACUUUCAGAAGCAACGGAGGACAUGGUGGUUGGCUUGUGGCCUUGAUGAAGCCACCAGGAACGACCAGAUCUCCGUCAUGGAAUAUUUGCAUUCGAAGGGGGCACCCAUUAGAUACCAUACAGUGGAGGCGGCCAAGUCAAGAGAAUCUUGGGAGUUUCUGUUGAACCAUGGCUUAGAUGUGAACAACCCCAUGCCUGAAGCAAAUGUACCACUUAUGCACAUUGUACGCCUCAACAAUCCAGAUAUCUUGCGUUGGUUCCUCUCGCUUGGUGCGGAUCCUAAUUACGGUCGAAACGAGAGCCGUUUGUAUUUUGAAGAAGGCGCUAUACAGCCAUUUUCACGUCCCGAACACAACUCAGGUGCUGCGUUGGAAUUGGCGGCUUGGAAGUGCGACAUGGAGAUUCUGGAUAUCCUGCUUGAGCAUGGUGCCAAGCUAGAGAACAGUUUUGCACUGCAUAGGGCCAUGAUGAGAAACCCCGAUGAGCAAAUUCACCUCGCGGAGCGUCUGCUCAGCUAUGGAGCUGAUGUCAAUACUAUCGGAUACCUUGCUCCUCCAAUAUUACAGGGUGGAACUCCUCUCUCGGUGGCCGCCAGGGCCUGUGCGGUGGACCAGGUGCGGUGGUUGUUGGAGCACGGGGCAGAUCCUUAUGCCUGUGGCCCUCAGGGCAUAAAGCCAAUCGACUAUGCUGCAAUGGGCGGGAUCACUCCAAGGGUUCAACAGGUCGCACAGCUCUUGAACCAGUGGAAAAAGCCACAGGUCUGA